Molecule: messenger RNA, 545 nt
Organism: Rotaria sordida
Lineage: Eukaryota; Metazoa; Rotifera; Eurotatoria; Philodinida; Philodinidae
Source: the annotation of a GenBank genome assembly
AUGGAUAAAACUGGUCGAUCACAUUUUUCAGAAAUACAAAAUACAUCACUGUUCGGUCGAUGUGAUAGUUUAAGUCAAGAACAAAUACAACAACAACAAGAAGAAUCGGAUAAUAUACAAACAUCAUUAAUAUCAAUUCCGUCUAAAGGAAGACCUUUUUGUCGACAAUUCAGUGAACAAAAUGUUGAUGAUAAAGGAGUACACCACUUAUUUGACGAAGAAAAAGAAGAUCUAUCUUUUCCUGGCGUUAUGGAAAGACUUCCAUACAAAAUUGCUGAUAUCAAACUAGCAGAAGCAGGUAGAAAAGCCUUAUCAAUGGCUGAAUUUGAAAUGCCAGGAGUAAUGCGAUUACGAAAAAUAUAUGGUCCUACAAAACCAUUGAAAGGUGUUCGUCUUGCUGGAUGUUUACAUGUGACAGCACAAACAGGAGUGAUGAUUGAAACAUUACGUGAAUUGGGGGCUGAAAUUCGAUGGAGUUGUUGUAAUCCAUUAUCAACACAAGAUCAUAUUGCAGCUGCAUUAGUUAAAGCUGGUAUAUCCAUUUU